AUGAAUUCUUUACGAUUACUCGUGUCUUGCGUACUGAUUAGCCGUUGCUGGUCUACGGAGGAACCGACCUUCCCACCUUGGUUCAAGUUCGGAGUAGCUACUGCUGCAUACCAGGUUGAAGGUGCUUGGAAUGUUAGCGAUAAGGGUGAAGGUGACUGGGACAGACUCUUCCACGUGCAUCCUGAAUUGAAGGGACAUCCCAAUGGAGACGUGGCAUGUGACUCCUACCACCUGUGGCGGAGGGACAUUGAGAUGUUAGAGGAACUAGGAGUCGAUAUGUACAGAUUCUCCAUAUCCUGGCCUCGUUUGCUUCCCACUGGGUUUCCGAACCACAUCAGCCAGGAUGGCAAGAACUACUACAACAACCUGAUCGAUGGUCUGGUGGAGAAGGGGAUUGAGCCUCUAAUUACUUUAUACCAUUUUGAUAUGCCACAGUCUCUGCAAGACCUGGGUGGCUGGGCAAACCCGUUAAUAGUGAAUUGGUUCGAAGACUACGCGAGGGUCGUUUACACUUUGUUCGCUGAUCGUGUGAAGAUAUUUGUAACAGUGAACGAGCCUUUUAUCAUCUGCGAACUAGGGUACAGCAAAGGUCAUGUACCUUAUCAUCAGGACCAGGAUGUGGGGAGGUUUCUGUGUAACAAAAACACUUUGCUGGCUCACGCUAAGGCCUGGAGGCUAUAUGAUGAGGAGUUCAGGCCUUUGUAUCAUGGAAAGGUCUCAUUAUCGAACCUUUUCAUUUGGUUCGAACCCGCUACCCCUGCGGACAAGGAACUGACUGAACUAGCACUCGAACAUUGGGAAGGCCGCUACGGUCACCCCAUCUACUCCAAAGAAGGGGGUUGGCCGCUCAAAAUCCAGAAGUUCUUGAAUGAUAAGGCUAUGAAAGAAGGCUACCCUUAUCCUAGGAUGAUACCUUUUACUCCUGAAGAAAUUGAAUUGGUUAGAGGAACAUACGACUUCUACGGUUUAAACCACUAUACAACCUUCUUGGCACGUCGAGCCAGACCUGGUGAGAAGAUUGGACGCUGGCCGCUGUACGGCUCCGAAGAGCUGGGCAUGGUGAUGGAGGGCGACCCAUCCUGGACUACCGGGGAAGUGGAUUGGUUCACGAUGCAUCCCGAAGGCGUAAGAAGACAGCUACACUGGUUGAACGAUACUUAUGGAGUAAAGGAGAUAAUAAUCACAGAAAAUGGAUACAUUAAAGUGGACAAACAACUCAAUGACUGGAGCAGAUUGAAAUAUACUAAGGAUUAUUUAGAACAGAUACUGCUUGCUAUCAACGAUGGGAUCAAUGUCACUGGAUACACUCACUGGUCGUUGAUGGACAAUUUCGAAUGGAUGGUUGGUUAUAAUGUAAACUUCGGACUGUAUUCAGUGGACUUCAAGGAUCCGAAUCGCACCCGAACACCACGGGAGUCAGCUCGGUACUAUUCUAAAGUAACGAGAAGUCGGUCUGUUAACCAUCGACAUAUUGGACUAAAUUACGUUUAA
Messenger RNA from Spodoptera littoralis (African cotton leafworm), 1491 nucleotides. The record is from the annotation of a GenBank genome assembly. NCBI's taxonomy places the organism in Eukaryota, Metazoa, Arthropoda, Insecta, Lepidoptera, Noctuidae.